Molecule: messenger RNA, 2154 nt
Organism: Frankliniella occidentalis (western flower thrips)
Lineage: Eukaryota; Metazoa; Arthropoda; Insecta; Thysanoptera; Thripidae
Gene: Art8
Product: protein arginine N-methyltransferase 6
Exons: 7
Coding region: 189-1379 (396 amino acids)
Biological process (GO): peptidyl-arginine methylation
Cellular component (GO): nucleus
Molecular function (GO): protein-arginine N-methyltransferase activity
Source: RefSeq, a predicted model, not a curated record
CGACGUGACCGACCGACUCUCCCGUGCUCCCCCUUCGCCAUCGCUUUCUUUUCUUUUGUCGCACUUUCUUUUCAUGAAAACAUUUGAUUGGUGGACUCGUCUCUCUCUCUGAGGUUCAUACCUGACAAAUAUUUCCUGAUUAUACGUCAUUUUUGUAAAGCAUCGAUAGUUUGCAGUGAUAAGCUGUUAUGAACGGUGUAGACAUGGCCGCCGAUACACCUAAAGAAGAUUACUUCAAGAGCUAUGAAGAUCUGGAGGUGCACCAUUUAAUGUUGAAUGACCAUCCCAGAACAGAAGCGUACCGACAUGCCAUCAGUGCAAACAAAGCUAUGUUUAAGGACAAAGUUGUCAUUGAUGUUGGAGCUGGCACUGGAAUUUUGUCUGUAUUUUGUGCCUUAGCUGGUGCCAAGAAGGUGUAUGCAAUUGAAGCAAGUAAUUUAGCAGAGCUGAUGAAGGAAGUCAUCAAAGAAAAUAAAUUAUCAGACAAAGUAGAGGUGAUACAAGGACGAGUUGAGGACAUUGAGUUACCAAAUGGAGAUAAGGCUGAUGUUUUAGUGUCUGAAUGGAUGGGCUUUUAUCUUCUACAUGAAGGAAUGCUGGACUCUGUAUUGAAUGCAAGGGAUCGUCUAUUGAAACCAGGCGGAUCCAUGUUUCCUGACAAAGCUGACUUGUGGGCUGCCCCUUGCUGCUUACCAUCACUAUAUGAUUUUUGGGAAGAUGUCCAUGGAGUUUCUAUGCAAUGUGUUGGCAAAGCAUGGCGCCGAAAGAAAGGAAACAGUCCUGAAGUUAUGACUAUUGAUCCCGAAGAUCUUCUUGGCGCAGGAAAUCUUGUUGCCAGCAUCAACCUUGCUACUGUGUGUAUGGCAGAUUUAGAGAAGAUGAGUGUGAAGCAUGUAGUUGCAGCAAACAGUGCUGGAAGAUAUCAGGGUGUGUGUGUGUGGUUUACUGUUCGUUUCCCCUCUGGUCUAGUCCUGUCAACUGCCCCAUCUGCACCUGCCACCCACUGGAAACAGACUGCUAUUGUCCUCCCUGAAGAACGGACCGUUGAAGAGGCUGAACCUCUAGCAUGGGAACUUACCUUGGCACGAGAUCCAGAGGCCACUCGUCAUUAUAACAUUGAGUUAGUGCUCCUUGAUCCAGAAGAAGAGAAGCAUCCUACACCUUGCAGCUGUCAUAUGACUAAAUGCAUUGUUAUCAGAAAAUUUAUGGAACAGCAGGAGGAUGCUGAGGAUGAAGACUUUGAUGAGGAGGAGGGUGAAGAUGAUGAUGAAAUGGAAGAUGAUGACGAAGAGUAUGAAAGUGAUGUGGAAAUGAAUAGUGAGAAACAGGAUUUGAAUGACACAAAGAAGACCAAAGAAAAUGGAGCAGGUGGUCACUAACUUGUUUUAUUGUUUUAAUCGACAUGUUAUGCAUAAUAACGAAGACAUUUGCAGCCAGUUCAGUCUCUCCUUUUCUUAGACUAUUAUUUGCUUUUUCACAUAUUGUUUUCAGAUUUAUAAGACAUGCCAUAAAGAGUCAGGGUUUUACUGCAGACAUUUAUUUCUGAAUAUUAAGUGCAUUUAUACACAAUUUUAUAAAAGUAAUUGUAUUGGAUGCUGUAAACAUAAAAUUGGAAAAAUGAGAGCUGGUCUCUAAUGUUGGAGUAGUGCAUGCACUCCUAUUUUGACUGAGGAUUAUUCACUAUUAUAGAAGCCUUCUAAGAAUUUUCGGACAGUUUGUUACAAUUCCUUACUACUCCUUUCACUUUUUCUUGAUUUGAAUAAAUCUGUUGACGAGAAAAACUUGUGAUUGUAUCUGAUAAUUUGUGCAUUUACGUUCCUGAAGUUGCUUAAGGAAUCUCUGUACAUCCUUAAUUUUUUUAUUUGUGAAAUUUUCUGUUUCUUCUAAUUUUGUAUGACAAUUUAAAUAGUGCUCCCGUUAGGAUAUGCAUAUUUAUACGUUUUGCUAAGGAGGCAUUUGAAGAUAUUAACUAUCUUCUUUUGAUAAGAAUUUCAAAAGCUGUUUGUGCUUUUCUUUUUGUAAAACAUCUCCUUGUUCUGAGUUGCUGCAGGAUUGUGUUUUCUCUGACUGAUUUCUGCUAAGAAAUGAUGUGAUAAUAGUUUGUCGAAUUGAUUGUUAUGGUUGAGCAGUAAAACUCUCCCUUCGCCAGGACAA